This is a messenger RNA of Corapipo altera (White-ruffed manakin), 4264 nucleotides long. RefSeq names its product F-box/LRR-repeat protein 21-like. Gene Ontology annotation, molecular function: protein binding. The record is from RefSeq and is a predicted model, not a curated record. Bases 1713 to 3023 code for a protein of 436 amino acids. Gene Ontology annotation, biological process: G2/M transition of mitotic cell cycle; entrainment of circadian clock by photoperiod; regulation of cell cycle. The transcript has 5 exons. NCBI's taxonomy places the organism in Eukaryota, Metazoa, Chordata, Aves, Passeriformes, Pipridae. Gene Ontology annotation, cellular component: nucleus; cytosol; SCF ubiquitin ligase complex.
AAACCUCUCAGUGAAUAGUGCCUGGAUUGUAUCACGUGGAACUAUAAUUCAGUGAACUUCAGUCGUGUUUUCAAAUAUAUACUGCUUAUAGUUUCAGUAUUCAGAAGGAAAUAAGCAUUCAUAUUUCACAGUAAAUACUGGGGCUUCAUGUUUGGUACAAAACUUUGAUGCAUAACCAAGGGAACCUUUUUCUGGCUUUGCAUCCCACAGCAAGUAAAAUGAACUCAUUUUGGUAGAUUUAAAGGACUGCAGUAUAAGAUAUUAAACAUAAAAAUUUUGGACAUAACCAGUUGCUAAAGGAUGUAGCAACAAGAACAAGUUCUGGCCAUGUUCCUUCAGGUCUUCAUCCAUCUGGAGGGGAUGUGCUGCUUGUGGGCUGUAGCCUGACCUGUGGUUUAGGGGAAUUCCCUUUCUGGUUGUUCUCAGAUGCCAGAACUUCUUUGUGGGAGCCAAAUCAGCACCCAAGUAAGUUUUGAAUAAGGUAGCAAAAAUUUCCAUUUUUAUCAGAAACUUAUCUUUAACCAAGAUGUUGCAGAUCUGCACGAGAACAGCAGUAGCAAAGAGAAGCUUCUCAGCCAACAGAAUUUGUUAAAUUUCAUUUUUUAAUCUGGACUUCAGAUUUAGCGAACAGCUAAAUUUGUAGUUCCUCUGGAGGAGGGAGGAGGAAAAACAAACAACAGGUAUUUGACUCAAAAGGUGUUUAACCUUUGCUAAAUUUAGCAAGGCUAUGAGCAACUCUAAGAGUUGUGCAAUGGUUAAUUACUACAUCCACACUUAAUGCUUUGGAAUGCCCAUUCACUGUGUGACUUAAAGCACUCAAAAGUCAUAAAACAUGGUUGUGUGGGUGAUAAUUUGAUGGUCUAGUAGCAAAAUGUUUAUUCAUGCUGAGAUUGCAUCUUCAUUCCAUUAGUAACAAGCCACGUGUCUAUUCAGGGAAGAAAACCUGUUAUUUAAUAUCAUUUAAAGAGUGUUGGUAGCUUAGCUUCAUAUAUUGCUGAUUCCAGUCACUGAUGGAACUCUGAGUAGACUGAGUGAAGAUUUGUAACAACUGCUGAAAUAAAUUUCUUGGUGGUUGAGAUAAUUUGUCAGGAGGUUAAACAGUGGUGAAGCUGGUCAUGUGAACAGCUCUUAAUUAAUUGGGUAGGUUGUUCUUUCCCACUUCUCAAAGAAUGCACAUGCUUUCUUUUCAUGCAGGUGUGGCUUUGGUGUCAGACACCUCCUCAGCCAGACAGGUCAGGUUUUAUAAGUUGGGAAAAAGGCCAGGGAAGUUUUUGAUAGGAUACUGUGUAUUUUGGCAGCUGUUUCUGCAGUAUUGGGGAUUGGGAGGGGUGGAUUUUUUUUUUCCCCAUAAUGAGGAUACUUUGGAAAAUUUUCAGAUCAGAAAAAGCAUUCUGUGAGAGUUGCCAUGGAAGUUUGUUCAGUAAAAAACUAGAUAAUGUGCUCUGUUUGUUCUUGAAACACGCAUUGGAAAAUCCUUCAGACUGGUUGGGAAGAGAGAAGGUCUGGCUGAACAUCUGAUUAGUGGGACAGUUGAGAAAGGGCCUCAGCCUGCUGUGAAAUGAAGUGGCACUUGAAACAAAGAUUGUUACUGAGAAUUGAGUGAAUCACAGAAUUCAGUCCAGAAUGUCUUGGAGCCCUGUGCUGUGCGUGAGCCCUUCCAGGAAACUGCGGUUUGAACACAUCGGAUCGUUACAGCCCCUGAAACUUCCACGAUGAAGAGAGCUGGGCAGAGAGUUGGGGUUGGAACUGAAGCUCCUCACACAUCACAGACAAGCAAAAAACAGAAAACUAGUUCAUAUGGCUCAGUGUUUGGUGACUCUGCCCUGUGCAACUCGAUGGACUGGAGCAGCCUCCCCCACCACGUGAUCCUGCGUGUUUUCCAGUUCCUCACUCUGGUGGAUCGAGCCAGGGCGUCUUCUGUUUGCCGAAGGUGGAAUGAGGUUUUUCACAUCCCAGAUCUCUGGAGGAGAUUUGAAUUUGAACUCAGCCAGCCAGCCACUUCUUACUUAAAGUCUACCCACCCAGACCUCAUUCAGCAGAUUAUCAAGAGGCACGCUGAUCACCUGCAGUACGUCAGCUUCAAGGUUGAUAGUAGUACUGAGUCAGCAGAAGCAGCUUGUGACAUCCUUUCUCAGCUGGUGAAUUGUUCAAUCAAGACACUGGGUUUAAUCUCUACAGCAAAGCCAAGCUUCAUGAAUGUCUCUAAGGCUCAUUUUGCUUCAGCACUGACAGUAGUUUUUGUAAACUCCAAGUCAUUAUCAUCAAUCAAGAUAGAUGACACACCAGUUGAUGAUCCUUCCCUGAAGGUUCUUGUUGCUAACAACAGUGACACUCUGAAACUCCUAAAAAUGAGCAGCUGUCCUCACGUUUCACCUGCUGGCAUUCUUUGUGUCGCUGAUCAGUGCCACGGACUUAAGGAGCUGGCUUUGAACUACUACAUCUUAAGCGAUGAGCUUCUACUGGCUCUGUCGAGCGAGAAGCACGUCGACCUCGAGCACCUUCGCAUCGACGUCGUGAGCGAGAACCCCGGGCAGGCGGAAUUCCACACCAUCAAAAAGCAAAGCUGGGACGCUCUGGUCAAGCACUCCCCCAAAGUCAACAUCGUGAUGUACUUCUUCCUGUAUGAGGACGAGUUCGAUGUGUUCUUCCGGGAGGAGACGCCGGUCACACACCUGUACUUCGGGCGCGCCGUCAGCAAAGCGCUGCUGGGCCGCAUCGGCAUCAACUGCCCGCGGCUCAUCGAGCUGGUCGUGUGCGCCAACGGGCUGCAGCCCCUGGAUGCUGAGCUCAUCCAGAUCGCCCAGCGCUGCAAGAACCUCACGGCCAUGGGCCUGGGGGAGUGCGAGGUGACCUGCAGGGGCUUCGUGGAGUUUGUGAAGAUGUGUGGGGGCAGGCUGACCCAGCUGUCCAUCAUGGAGGAGGUGCUGAUCCCAGACAGCGAUUACAGCUUGGAUCGGCUGCAUUUGGAGGUCUCCAAGCACCUCGGCAGAAUGUGGUUUCCUGAUAUGAUGCCAACGUGGUAAAUUCUCUCUCCGUUUGUGGAUAAAGGGGUGAAAUCAGGGUGUUGCUUUCUAUGCAAAUAAGGAAUUUCAAAAGGAAAUGUGAAAACUUACUUCCAGAUUUGAGUUUUUCUACCUUGAGAACCUCUGGUAGACUAACAGCAAAACACUCUAGAAUAUAAAUUGUAUACUGAAAUAGAAGAUAGAUUAAAGUGUACUUAACAGUUCUGUGGUUUACAGGUGCUUCAAACUUCAGUGAACUUGGGCUUCUCUGAACUUCAGUUUAAAUGUUCUGUUCACUUUAAAGUGGUUUGGGGUUUUUUCUCAUGUCUUUGUUUAAUCUUUCUGAUGUAGUCAGAAGAGGAAUAGGGUAACUUUUUCCUUUAGGAAAUCAAUCUUUAUGGAAAGCUGUAUACAACUUGGAGUACAGUAUUAUUUGUCAUGAUGUUUUAUAUAGCUUUUUUUUAUAAAUAUCCUUGUUUUAAUUGUAAAAGCUUGUACAUUAAAAUACACUAGCCCAGGUUAAUCAGAUGUAAUCUAGUUUAAACUCACGGUAUUAUAUUAAAAUUUUAAUAAGCUGAAACUGUAAAGUUUUUUUGUAAGCAUUAAAUUGCACUUUAAAUAAUUCUGUCACAGUAGUGAAGCUGUUGAGACUGCAUUGUACAGUAUGUUGGUUUUGUCCUAUGCAUUAAAAGGGUAGGAAAGAGACUUUGUUAAAAUUAAUGAAUGUAGAAGUUUGUAGCUGGAUUGACUGCUUGAGUGAGUAAUAAGGCACUUUGGAAACUGUUGGGAUAUAAGGAAUAGCUUUGGAUUUGGAUUUGGUCUUUCAGACUGUCUGAAAUGCUGUUCCAUGCUUUCAUAAUUGAGACGUAAGAAGGAUUUCAUGAAUGUGGCUGGUGAGAAGGAAGGAACAAAUGGAAUACAGUUGUCUUUGAUCCCUCUCUGUGUGGAAGCCAGGAUUUAGAGCACUUAAAUUACUUGUCACUGACAGACCAGGAUGGCCUGUAGUGAUCUUGGCUGUGCUGUAAGCCCUGAUUUCUAGAGAAAGGAUUGCUGGAAGUGAUCCUGAAAUAUUUAAUUCAGGACUGUUUAAUACUUCUUGCUACUAAUUGUUUUUUAAGAAAGAAGAUUUUAAUAUAUUUAUUUUCUUAAAAGGGGAGAGGCACGGUGAGUUGAUGUAAAUUAGAGUCUGUAUUUUUGUGUUGACAUUUUGCUCACUGUAAACUAAAACUCAUUGUAUAUAAAUUUUGCUGUAAUCACUUUCA